GUUAGAGCAGUGGAUCUAGGUUGCCGGACGGUCCCGGCCCGACACGGGACAGUUUCAGUUCGGGAUAGGCAGAGAGGGGAUGGGUCCGCUGUUGGCACAGUCCUGAACUUUCUUUUGCGCCAGCCAAUCAAAACAAGGAAACGCAGCGGCGCUCGCGGUGAAACGGUUAAUUUCAUGUGACUCUCCUCUCAUUUACGUGAAGGUUGGCAGUCAAGUUUUUUUUUUCUUUUUGGGUUUUUUUUUUUUGGCACAGCAGCUCUUUGCGAGCGCCGCUCAUAAAAAAAAGAAUUGUGCCUUGUUGUGCUCCCACCCCCCGCUCCGUGCCGCACUGGUUCCGUCUGGCUCGCCCUCAGCUGCUGCGUGUCCUGGGAUGACCUGUUGAUGUCGGUAGAAUGGAGAAUGGCAGGGGGAGCGAUUUCCCCCAUCACCAAAAUAUUUAAAUAAGCAACAUUUGGGCUUGACAACCGGCGUCGCUGCACGGCUACCUCGUCCCGCACAGCCAACAAGACCCUUUGGUGGUGUGCGUAGGCGCACCAUGGCCCAGACCCUCCAGAUGGCGAUCCCAAACUUUGGCAACAAUGUUUUAGAGUGUCUGAACGAGCAGCGGCUGCAGGGCCUCUACUGCGACGUUUCCGUGGUGGUCAAGGGCCAUGCUUUCAAGGCACAUCGGGCAGUGCUGGCUGCCAGCAGCUCUUACUUCCGGGACCUUUUCAGUAGCAAUAGUGGAGGUGGUAGCAGCAAUGAGAUGAGCCCAACCGUAGUGGAACUCCCAUCAGCUGUCCAGCCUCAGAGCUUCCAACAGAUCUUGGCUUUCUGCUACACAGGCCGUCUCAGCAUGACGGUGGGAGACCAGUUUCUCCUCAUGUAUACUGCCGGCUUCCUGCAGAUCCAACAGAUCAUGGAAAAAGGCACGGAAUUCUUCCUCAAGGUGUCCUCCCCCAGCUGCGACUCCCAGGGCCUUCAAGCUGAGGAGGCCCCACCCUCUGAGCCCCAGAGCCCUGUAACGCAAACCAGUAACGGUGCAGCCCGGCCGACCUCCUGCCUGACGCCGCUCUCUCUGGUAUCACGAGUGAAGACAGAGCAGCCAGCUAGCCAGCCUGAGGCAGCCACUCCUUACUCAGUGGUCUGCACUCCUGUAGCCAAACGGCUGUGGGAGGGUGGCAGCAGCCGAGAUGGAGGCGGGGCAGGUUCAGGGGGCGGAGGGGGUGCCAGGAAGGCUGCUCGUUAUUCCCAAGAGGCAGUGCGAGGCAGUGCGAUUCAGAGCCCCGGAGCCCUUGGACUGGCCAUGGGUAUGGGUGCCACCGCAACUAGCCUGGCGGGUAUGGUAGCCAGUGGCGGGCUUACUGGCAAUGCGGGCACCAACGGGAGCUCUGCGACAGGUCUCGGCAUGUCAGAGGGUGCCAGCCCCGGCACCCUGAGCACCUAUGCUAGUGACUCACCCAUCAGCUACCAUGAUGAUGAAGAAGAGGAAGAGGGAACUGAUGAAAGCGCUGAAGAGCAGUAUAGGCAAAUCUGCAAUAUGUAUACUAUGUACAGCAUGCUCAACAUGGGAGCUGCAGGUAACGGACAUAGGACAGAAGCUGCUGGCGAGCGUGUUGAAGCUCUCCCAGACCACACGGAGACACGGGGUCGGAUGCGAGGCAGAGACCUGACAUGUCUGCCCGCAGAACUCAUCGCUCAGAUAGGCAACCGCUGUCAUCCCAAACUCUACGAGGAAGGAGACCCUGCUGAGAAGCUAGAGUUAGUCUCAGGUACUUCUGUGUAUAUAUCGCGAGCCCAGCUAAUGAACUGUCAUGUGAGUGCCGGCACCAGACACAAGGUGCUGCUGAGGAGGCUGCUGGCUGCCUUCUUUGACAGGAACACUCUGGCCAACAGCUGUGGAACAGGCAUUCGCUCGUCCACCAACGACCCGAGCCGCAAGCCCCUGGACAACAGAGUUCUGCAUGCGGUUAAAUUUUAUUGCCAGAACUUUGCCACCAGCUUCAAGGAGAGCGAGAUGAACGCCAUUGCAGCUGACAUGUGCACCAACGCCCGACGUGUGGUGCGCAAGAGCUGGAUUCCCAAGCUGAAGCUGCUGAUGGCGGAGAGCGACGCCUACAGUGCUUUCCUUCCCGACGGCGUCAAGAUGGAGGACGACACCCUGGGGGCGGAUCCGGCCUUCGACCCCGCCUCUCUGGAGGCUACGGGCGGUGCUGGCAUGGAGUCAGGCGGCUCUUCAGGUGAAUCUCUACAGGGCGUGGGCGGGGAUGGAGCAGCGUUAUUUUGAACAUUGUGUCCUUGGGGGGAAGGUUGAAAUUUGGUGACACGCGCACCAGUAUUCCCCAGUUCUGCUUGCCUCCUCACUCUUUGGCCCACGCUGAUCUCUCACAUCUGACUGUCUGUACUACACUGCUAGGGGCAACAGCUGCUGUUACCCUGAUGUAACCAGGACAUGAAAACUUCAAUUUUUGCUUUAUGACUGUACAAUGGAGUUAGUGAGGAAAGGGAGAGAAUAAGAGGAUGUUAAGUUUUCUCCUGCCUCUCCUUGUCUGUUUAAGGUGUGUAAGCGCAUCCACUGUUGCAUAUUAAAUACAUUCCCUGAGAUGCAGGUGGUGGGUGGAGCUGCUGGCGCAGCCUGAGGAGGAAGGGGUUGCUGGUUGGACAGGCUAGGAGAAGAGGUGGCAAAUAUAUUGAAUGUAAGUGUCAGGGGCAUUUUUUUUUCUGACAACUUGUAUUCCAGCCUCGGAAAAGGAACUAAAUUUAAUAACAAAAUGAGUCAACACUACCUGCUCUUCCUCCCCUCGCACCUUCCACCCAUCACCCUGCAAGUAUUCUUCGCCCCACGCCACCUUACUUGAGAGCCGAGAAUCUCACCCGAGUAUUUCACUGUGCAGUGUCUCAAAGAAGUAUAUCUCACCCUUCUGUUGUCUAAAGUUGAAGCAUGUUUUUCCUCCAUCUAAAAACUGAGAAGUGAUCCAGAGGGAAGGAGAAAGCUUUUUACUUGAGAUGAUUGUAAAGAAAAAUUUAAGGGCAACAGGUAAUCAAAGAUGGUCAUAUUUUUAGAGGAUAAACUAUAUUUAUACAAGUGCUCAUGCCCAAAUUGGUGUGAGCAAAGAGAGCGGGAGGGAUUGUUUUAAAAUCUCGAUCUUCAUGUUUUAUUGAAAGAGGUCUUGUCAAAUAAGGAAAAGUGCUAUUUUUGCAGAAAAGAGGAGUAUAAUGAAGCAGUCGUAUCUUAGGACCCUUAGUCGUUUAUUUUUAUCUUUAUUUGACAGUACGGAGUGAUGGAAUGAGCAGUUGAACUGCUAAAUUUGAAGCAUUUCAUCUUCUGUCCUCACAAGCUUAAAAGGAAUAAUAAGACUUGAUUCAGCUGGCUUGACUGUUGUCUAUGAUAACCAUUUCUUGUUAGGUUAUGAACCUGCAACACUUGCCUCAUUCGAUAAAACAUCGGCCCACGAUUGUGAAGACGACUUGUAGAAAUAUAAAGGUUAUACUGAUCUGACAACUAUUUUCUUCUUUGUGCUGAAAAAAAAAACUGCUGACAUUAUCAUGCAAAAAGGCAAUAAUAAUGGAAUAAUGGAACGUGCCUUUGAAUCGAAAUCACUGAGCAGAAGCCUGGUGUGUGCAGUGAUGUCAUGAGGAGGCAGGAAUAGGUUUUAUGGUACUAUCAGUGUGUGUGAAACUUGGGGUAUGUAGUUUAUCCAUGUAUCGAAUGCACCACCUCUUUAAUUUUGCACCUUCCAUGAGAGGUUGAGUGGAGGUUUCCGCACCUUAAUGAGAAGAACCAGUGGUUCAUGCACCUUUUUUUGCGAAAACGUUGUGUAGCAACUGAAACCCUGUAGGUGUAAUUUGUCUUUUUUUUCCAUGUCUGCCUGUUUGUUUUUUUUUUUUGUUUUUUUUUUGAAGUGGCACAAACUCCUACUGUAAAUAAUAAUCAAGAAGACUGUUAGGUUGACUUUAAUCCCAAGUGUUCUUCCUUUCUGUUGCUGGAUGCACCUGAUGAUGAAAUGUCGACAACUGACCUUCUCUUUUUCCUUUUUUUAUGUGAAAUUUUUUAUUCGUUAGAAAGUUUUGUGAACGCACAUCAGCCUGCAGAUGACGGGUCAGUAAAGGGGGUUCCUUAUUUCUGCUGCAGGUGGUGUGAAUGUGUUCUUAACCUGAAAUGCUCUCACAGAUGACUGAUUUCUGAGAAGGUUCUAUUUUUUUCCGAAGACUAAAGAAGUAUGAAGGAGGAAAGGGUAAAUGCUUCUUACUCAAGGCAGUUGAGUCAAUCUUAUUAGAAGCAUGACAGAUACAGCAAAACCUAUUUUCAUUAUGGAUAAAAAUUAUAUAGAUGAGUUUAUGUAAAAGGUUUGACCUGAUGGUAUAGGAACAGAACAAAAACAUGCAGUACCUUGUAAGUAUUCUGUUAUGGGUAAUGACAACAAAACCUCAGUAAGCUUCAACCGUAGAUGCCGCACGAGCACCCCUCCCCCACUUACCUCGCCAGUAUCUUUGAAGACUGUUGUGCUUCCUGUCCAUCAUGCAGCUGGUGUCAUGUUUCACCUCCAAGAGUUUAUUCACGUGUUUCAGAGAGAGGCAAGGCGGAAUUUGAAUCAUGAUAUAUUUUUAUUUUUUUGCGUUUUUUGGCUUUUUAAGUGAGCUUAGUUUACACAAGUUCAACGCAGCUCAAAUGACCUCAUCAUUUACCUUUUCAAGUGAAGUUACCAUACUCCCUUUAAAGGCCGAUUUGAAAGGCUUUCAAAAUAAAUCCACUCUAACACCAGAUUUGAAGCAUAUUCAGUCUAGCAAUGAAAUUGAAUUAAAUUAAAUUAAUUGUAUCUUCUCGUGUAGAGUGAUGUCUACAAAAUCUGUCAGUCUUCGUGCCUACAGGUAUGACAGUUAGCCGGUAACACCUUAUGAUAACUAUCAUUAAUAAAUGGUCAAGUUAUAGCUAGUUAAACAUGAGUUAUAGUUGGUUUACUAUUUAAAAAUAAUUAAUUGCGUAAUGAACCAUUUAUUAAAGAAUUAUAAAGGUCUAUAAACAUUGGUUGCGACUUUAUAAUAGCCAUCAAGAUAAUGUUUGUAGAUGAACUGCACAGAAUUUAUUUGCCACUUACAAAAUGUUGUACACAUCAGCUGCAAUUGUACAAUUAACAAUUGCUUUUUAAAGCAUUUCAAGGGUUAACAGUCAAAUAACUAUAACGUAAAUAUAAACAAAAGAACACAAUAUGAAGUUGCUGUCCCUUAUAAAGUCGGGUUGUCCAUUCACUCAGUCAUGAAAAGGACGUUUGUAUAGUUAGUUUGGGCAUAAAAAAUCUUCUGAUUUAAACUUCUUUCUAAAAUUUCAUAGUGCACCUUUAAAUAACUAUGAUUUAUAUAUAUUUACCAUUUAUCAAUGAUGGCUACCAUAAAGUGUUACCCAUAACCAAAUUACUGUUCACAUAGGUAUUAGUGAAACCAGAGUAUAUUUACCAAGCGCAGUGAGUUUCCAAAACAGUGAGUUUCCCAUAGAAAAACCAAAAUGUCAGACUUUAAAUAAAAACAGACAAAGAAGCUUUAAAAGUGAGAAAUGACAAGGCCUUAAAUGAGCUUCUUGCAGUAACCAUGUAACACAGUGAACUACUGAAUGACUCCACUCUGACUCACUUAAUGGAGCUGAAAUAUCACCAGUGAAUCAGCAUUGAUUCUUUCACAAUACAGAAAGUGUCCGUGCUGCACCAUUAACCCAGUCAGAACAUCCUGCUGUCGCACCUCACAAGGCCCCGGCCUGGAGACGCAGGUUUAGGGGCCUGUCUAGUCGAGUAACUGUGGUUACGGUUUGUGUCAGGGGAUUUACCUAUAGUAACGCUUUCAGGGCCAACUCUAUGUUCAGAAAGUCCCUCAUUCACAACCUUCUGGCACGGAGCUUCGUGUGCAGUAAAGCGCGUGAGUGUGGUUGUGUUUUUACUUUUGUGUGCAGUGGAGAAUAGAAAGCUUUAAUGCUUUUUUGUUUUCUUCUGAAUUGUAAUAUCUGUACCUUUUCAACGUAUGUGUUUACACCUCACAAAAUAUGUAGACCUACACACUUGAAUGGAUAAGGUGUGGCACCGCAUGGGGAACCUUUUUGUCACUAAACAGUACAUAUAUAAAUAUGAUUAUACACAUGUAUAGAUAAAUACUGUAUAUUAUAUAUAGACACACACAUAGAGGUCAGAUUGUUUGUUGUGCACUCGCAGCAUGAGGUAUAAUAUUUACCCAGAAACGGCGCUUCUUCACAACCCGUGCAGUAAUUGGUCUGCCCCAUGUCUUUGCCCCUGCUCCUUACCCUCUGUAACCCUGUAGCGCCAGUGGACAUCCUGUACUGCUCAUCCUAUUCUUUCUGUGUUCCAAGUGCCAAUAACUUUGUGAAAGCCCUGUAACUGUGACCCAACAUUAUCAAAGGUAAUUGCACAUUAACGACUGUAAAAUAAAUAAAUACAAAUCAUAGAAAAAAUGUCCAAAUGGAUUAAAUAAUGAAUAUCUUAAUAAAAGAUUUGUAACAAUUUC
This is a messenger RNA of Acanthopagrus latus (yellowfin seabream), 6483 nucleotides long. RefSeq names its product nucleus accumbens-associated protein 1 (gene nacc1a). The record is from RefSeq and is a predicted model, not a curated record. The coding region runs from base 536 to 2266 and encodes 576 amino acids. NCBI's taxonomy places the organism in Eukaryota, Metazoa, Chordata, Actinopteri, Spariformes, Sparidae. Gene Ontology annotation, biological process: regulation of transcription by RNA polymerase II. Gene Ontology annotation, molecular function: RNA polymerase II cis-regulatory region sequence-specific DNA binding; DNA-binding transcription factor activity, RNA polymerase II-specific; protein binding. The transcript is spliced from 8 exons.